Maylandia zebra (zebra mbuna) is the source of this 1628-nucleotide messenger RNA. RefSeq names its product G protein-coupled receptor 171 (gene gpr171). The record is from RefSeq and is a predicted model, not a curated record. NCBI's taxonomy places the organism in Eukaryota, Metazoa, Chordata, Actinopteri, Cichliformes, Cichlidae. Gene Ontology annotation, cellular component: membrane. Gene Ontology annotation, molecular function: G protein-coupled purinergic nucleotide receptor activity. Gene Ontology annotation, biological process: G protein-coupled receptor signaling pathway.
GUAUCGCAGAUAACACCCACGUGAGCUGUGUCCUCGGAAAUCUGGACUGGUGUGGACUCUCCAAGACAAACUGGCCGACAGUGAAUGCCGCCGUGAGCAGCCCUGCAGCCUCUCUGCUUUCACCUCCCGACGAGCGCCACCUCACGAUGACUCCUGCCACCAAUCUCAGCACCGGCGGCGCUCCGGAGGAGAAGCCCUGCAUCGUCAACGACCAGAUGGGACCCUUCACAGUUGUCUACAUCCUCAUCUUCAUCAUCAGUCUGCCUGGAAAUCUGGUGUCAGUGUGGGCCUUCAUCCGCAGCCCCAGAGCCAAGCAGAAGAGCGCCAGCAUCUACCUGAUUAACCUGCUGGUGGCCGACCUGCUGCUCCUGCUCGCGCUGCCCUUUAAGAUCAUGAAGGACCUCGGGGUGGCGCCGUGGAACCUCAUGGUGUUCCACUGCCAGGCCAGCGCCGUCACCAUCUACAUCAGCCUCUACGCAUCCAUCGCCUUCCUCGCCUUCAUCAUCACGGACCGCUACCUGCAGGAAUGCCACACUGUGCGCUCUCUGCGGCUGCAGGAGGUCGGCUUCGCCCGGCUGCUGUCGCUGGUCGUCUGGCUGCUGCUGCUGCUCAUCAUGGUGCCCAACAUGGCCCUGCCAAUAAAACAGGUCACGGAGCAGACCUACCUCAGCUGCUCUUCUCUGAAGGAGGACAUCAGCCUUCACUGGCACGCUCUCACGGUCUUCCUUUGCACGGCGCUCUUCCUCAACGCCUCCGCCGCCACGCUCAUCUCCAGCACCCUGGCUGUCAAAAAGCUCCUGCGCAGCCGCAGCGACCCCAAACUCUGGGCGAACGCCAGGAGGGUGGCGGCAAGCGUGGCGGCUGUGGCGUUGGCCUAUGUAUUCAGCUUCGUCCCCUACCACGUGGUCCGCACGCCGUACACGCUGGCCCAGACCAAACUCAUCACAGACUGUGAAACCAAGAAGCGGCUGUUUCUGGGGAAGGAGUCCACUCUGCUGCUGAGCGUGCUCCACCUCUGCUUCGACCCGCUCAUCUUCUUCUACCUUAACGCCCCGUUCAGACACACCAUCAGAAAGCUGUUUCCCUGCCUCGGAAACCACGCCAUCAGAGACGCAAAGGAGGAGGCGGCAGAGGAAAUGAUGCAGCCGGCGACCUCUGCACAGCAAGAGGCUGCAUGCUAACCACACCGUCUCCUCCAGGAUGGUACUUAGCUUAGCACAAUGACUGGAAACUGUUAGCUUAAAUGCUCUCUUGAAAGACUACAAACAUGGACUAAAGACUUACAGAUGCUCCUCCAUGUGCAACAGGAUUCAACUUGACUUAUUAAACUUAUAGAUUAUUACUCACUGUUCAGUUUUUAUCAGUGUGACUGGUGUUAAUAAAAUGAAGACUAACAGGUGAAAUGAUUAAACUCUGUGAUGCUGUUACAUAGACUGUAACUUUAUAUUAUUAUUGAUUCAUAAAGAUGAAACAAAGAGAACAAACCCGAUUGGUCCUUUUAAGUGCUGUGAGCGUCUGUCACCAGCAGAGGGCAGCAGUAACCAGUGUUCACCACAGUGCUCCUCAACUGAAACACCUUAUAGAACCUUAUGAUAUCCCGCUUGUCUUUUUCAACAGAGGACACAAUU